Molecule: messenger RNA, 813 nt
Organism: Schistocerca cancellata (South American locust)
Lineage: Eukaryota; Metazoa; Arthropoda; Insecta; Orthoptera; Acrididae
Exons: 3
Coding region: 46-813 (255 amino acids)
Source: RefSeq, a predicted model, not a curated record
UACAAUGUAAAGAGUAAGUACCAUGAAAACUCUGAUGUUGUUAGAAUGAAUAAAUUAGAAUUUAAUAAAAGGUUUUGGGAUACUAUGAGUAAAAGUGAUACAGUUAAUAAAAACAGUGUUCAAGCACAGGUAGUUAGUGAAAGUGCAGAAGUUGAAGGUAUUGCAGAGUUCCAUAGUUGGGCUGAAAAAGAUACUGGUGUUAAUAUCAAGUCAGACACACCACAAAUAGAAUCUAUUUUGGGGGGUUUAUUUGAUAAGAAGGGGGAUGACGAAGUGUUUAAUGGAGCCAAAGACUCAAUUGCUGAGAUUCAGAUACAUAGGGGGGAAACUGAAGAUGGGGUUGUUGCGGAGGAGGAGGAAGAAGUAAUAGAGGGACAUUUAAAUAAUGAUCCUAAAUCAAGUGAUGUUGUUGAUGAGAGUGUGGAGGAAGAAAUAAAAGUAUUUGUAGAAUUGAAAAGUGAUGAUGAGGUAAAGGUAAGUGGUGUGACAAACAUGGGUCAUAAUGAGGUUAAUGUAAGUGGUGUGACAAACAUGGGUCAUAAUGAUGUUAAUGUAAGUGAAAUGCAGACUAGGGAAUGUGUAUCUGAGGACAAGCUAUUGCCUAUUGGGAACUAUGAAACACUAAUCUAUGAGAAUGGUAAUAAUAAUAAUAUUAAAGAAAAUAUAAAGGGAUGGAAUGUAAAUGUGUGUUUUCAACAAAAAGGGGGAAAGUUUUUAGAAGUUUUGUGGAACAACUAUGGAAACUGUAUAAACAAAGGUGCCUUUUGGAAAGAAUUAGCCAAGUUAGAAACACAUCCACAGCAGAUGUAUUAA